Messenger RNA from Nerophis lumbriciformis (worm pipefish), 6730 nucleotides. It is a transcript of the gene lcorl, whose product is annotated as ligand dependent nuclear receptor corepressor-like. Gene Ontology annotation, molecular function: DNA binding. NCBI's taxonomy places the organism in Eukaryota, Metazoa, Chordata, Actinopteri, Syngnathiformes, Syngnathidae. The record is from RefSeq and is a predicted model, not a curated record. Gene Ontology annotation, cellular component: nucleus. Gene Ontology annotation, biological process: regulation of transcription by RNA polymerase II.
AGAGAGAGCGAGAAGGACGCAGAAUGGCGGCGGUGCCGUGCUCCAAAUGCACGGCAGAAAGAAAAGGCUUCCGACGGGAACUUGACUCGUGGCGAUACAAGCUGCUCCACUGUGUCGGCUUUGAAAGCAUCAUAGAGGGGAUUUGUGGCUCCAUGUUGACAAGAGACCUCAACUUGUUUGAUGGCUGUGAACCCAAGCAGGUGGAUGACUGGUCCCCAGAAGCCAACUGCUCCUUCUGCAACCUCGCCCUGGACAAACUCAGUGAGCAAGCAACCGCGUCAGCCCUCUCCUCCCCCUCGGAUGGCUCUCCAUGUCUGGCCCCGACCAUGUCUGAGAGCAGCCAGACCGCUCACAGGUUCCUCCAGGCUGUGUUCCACAAGAAAGAUGUGUCCCUGGGCCGCGACUCCAACAUUCCUCAGAUCGCCCAGGAGCUAAUGAAGAAGAUGAUACACCAGUUUGCCAUAGAGUAUGCAUCGAAGUGCCUACUCCACACCACGCCAAUGGAUGUUACAACAAGGAUCUCCUCGCCUUUUUCCCAAACGCCCGAUGCCCCCUUGGACCUGACAGUGAGCCGACCUCAGGGCGAAGAAGAACUGCAAUCUAAAACUGAUGGCGUGCUUGACCUCUCCAAAAACAACGGUGACAGCUCCACAACAACUUCAUCAACAGCCAACAUAAAAGCCUCUGGCUGCCUACCGCCUUCAGAGGAAGAAGCAUCGAAAGAUAAACAGCGGAAGAAGCUUCAUAAGAACUCAGCACUGGAUGUUGUCCUUAGCUCUCUUUGCCCAGCACACUGUUCCCUACUCUACCAGAUUCUGAAGUUAGCUCACAAGGAAAGAUUUCUCUCCUCCCCUGACCGAGUCUUAACGGAAGCUAACUGCUGUCACCGUGGAGGGAAGAGCAACUCCUUCCACUCUUUGUGCGAUUGUGGUCAUCGAGGCUGCGGAAGCACAAUGUGCCAUCCGAGACACGCGAUACCCAAUCGUUGCAUUUCUAAAUUCCCGUUUAAGGACUAUCAAGGUGUUGCUCAAAACAACUACUGUAUGCAAAGGUGCAGAAUGGACACGUUCACUAUGAUUUGCCGCAAGAGUCUGCACUGUAUUUCUUGCCAAGGCCUGUCAGUAGAUCCCAUCCACGUUGUCUGUCCCUUUGAGUCUUGCGCUCCAAUCUGCUGCAAGAAUCACGACCCCCACUCUUGUUCAUGUGUUCCAAACCACACCUGUUCGACACAGCUGAAGAACACUCCAGAGACAGGAGAUGCAGAUCCCCUUUGUCCAGCUCUGAGAAGGCAGCAGAGCCCUUCGCCUCCCCCGCUUUCUCCAAUCCCCUUUGAUGUUGAUAAGAUGCCGGAUGAAAUGCCACCUUCCCUGCUUCACCAUACACAAGAUGAGGCGGCCCGAGUUCCAGACGCAGAAAUAACAAAUGAGAUAGAGUGCAGGAAGAACCGAAGUGGAACUUCACUGCAAGAUGUUGUCAAUCGCUUCAGUGAGAAACUUGACACCAUCAGACCGCCAGAGAGGAACCCAGCUCUGGCCUACCCAGCCAGCCAUCUGCCGGAAAAGGAGCAGCUAGAGUCCUCUUCCAUCAGUCAAAACUCCCAAUUUCACACAGACAGCCAUCUGACCGAAAUCAUCACUACUGUUCUUCACACACGCAGCGCCAGUGACUAUAACCUCAGCGAUCUGUUCAAUCGCCACGAUAGCCAAGAACCCAAGUCGCCCAACACACGCUUGCGUCGUCGCCAGGAAGUCCUGGCAGCUCUGGCGACACCAGCUGAUGGUACUACAACCCGAAGGCAAAGCCUGCAAAUUAAACGAGACCUUGCGAUGUAUGACCUUUCAUACAAUCGAAAAAAGGUUGCACAGGCAAGGAAAUCCCAAUUAAAAGAAGUGAUUGCAGUAAAUACAUCAAGCACUUUGUUGGACUCGAAUGUCAUUCACGAUGUAGCAGGAACUGAGUUGAAUAUGCACAAUCCAAGAGUUAUGGUGGUACCAUUAAGUAUCAACAAAAUCAAUGAUAAAAUACAAACAGAGGAAAGAUCUGCGAAUAAAAAAGAGCCAACCUCCCCAGACCUGCAGAGCAAAAGGUUUGAGGGCAAGGUUAAUGAUGCCAUGAUUCUUGAAAAUGCUAGCGGUGCCACUAAUAAAUGUAAUGAUAGACCAGAUAGAAGCCAUAAUACCAUUAAUGACAGUCAUCCAGACCAGACAUCCCCUGCAAAAGAGUCAAGGCGGUCCAGGAGGAACAUAGUCCCUCCACAACGAUUUGCCUCUUACGUCACAGAACCCAGGAAGAUGUUCUUCGUAGCUUGCUUCUCUGAAAGAGUCUUCAACCAGCAAACACACAAAGAAGAGGACCUCACAUCAACCACCUCCGAUGCCUUAUUGAAAAAUGUGCAUGUUGAGCAUGCUUCACUGCAGUCCUCAAAAGAGGACUCUUCCUCAUGUGACCUCCCCCAGGCUAAAGAAGAACACAGUACAUGCCAUGCAGAAUCAAAUGAGGAACCCCAAACUGUAGCACAAACAUCUCCAAAAAGACUAUCAGGCUCAAAUACUGCAUCAAGAAGACUCCAGUACUCAAAUGUGGGUAUGACUACCAGGUCUGCAACCUUUGCUAACACUCAUUGUGACUCUGCGGUCCAGUACACAAGCCCAAUAAAGUUAAUGUUUGUAUCACAGUUAAUAGACAAAGAAGGCGUCAGAUAUCGACUUAAAUCCGCAAAGUCUGGAUCAAUUGCACAAGUAGGGGAACCCUUUGACCCGUGCAAAGAGUCCUCCUGGGCUGGGACACGAGAGAAGAAGCAACAAAAAAAAGCAAAGCAUCAGUCAACUACCUCGCCUGGUAACACUGUACGUCCAUCUCCAAAGUCAGGUUCUACUACACCAGCGACUUCCCCUUCCUUGUCACUUAGGUCCGCUUCCCGUCUCAAAUCAGACUCGGUAGCAGACAACACUCUUUCCUUAUCACCCAAGUCUGCUUCCUCACCAACUGUGCCUCUCUCAUCUCCAUGUAAGUCCACCUCUUCCCCACUAAAGUCAGUUUCCGUGUCACCCAAGUCAGCUUCUUCUACUCCACUUAAGUCGCCCUCCUCGUCACCCAAGUCAUCAUCAGCAUCUGAUAAAUCCACUACUUCACCCAAGCUUGUGUCGUCAUCCCCUAAACUCAGCUCCGGAAGAUCAGGAGAAAGUAGUCCAGCUGAGAACCAAAGAUCACCAGGCGACUUGCAGUCUUUCCAUGAAACAACUCCCCCCAAAAGACGUCCAGGCCGGCCAAAGAAACUUGGGCCGCAUCUGGAGCAAAAAGUAAAGCGACCAAUCGGUCGACCGCGAAAGCAGAAGCCAGAAGAUGCUGUACUUGGGACGAAAGCAAACGUGCCUGAUGAAACUGAUGAGAAUGUCAAUAAGAACCUCAAAAUAACAGUAGUCUAUGGCCGUUCAAGAAGAAACAAACGAAUGGUUUCAGAGAGCUUUGAUAAACUUCAGACUGAAUUCCAAGACGUGUGGCAAGCAGCAAGUCUGAAAAACAGAUUGGGUGUAAUAAAAAAGUCUGAGAUCAACCUAGGUAGUUCUAAAAUGUGUUCAGUUGACCUCAGUCCAAUGAAAGAGACCAGGAGUGACCUUAAAUGCCAGAAAAGAGAUAAAGUUUUACCGUCAAGAAAACCUGGUAGACCUGCAAAAGUUAAGAUCUCUGGAAUCUCGGUAACUGUGACCACGGUGUCACCAAAGCAACGGAAGAUUUUGAUUGAGCGGUCUGCUGAGAGACAAAUGGAAAAGAAAGCACUCCUGCCAGAAUUCCAAACUUUAAAAGAGCCCAGGAAAAUUGGCAAACACUUGCAAGCAGAGGAACAAAGAGAACCCCAGAGUGUAAGUCAGAACCAACUGCCUAAUGAGCCGGUAGCUGUCCGUCAGUCAAAGAGAGUGAGCAAGCCCUCCAUCUAUUUCUUGCACGCCGUUGCCACCGCCACAACUAGAUCAUACAGUCACAGUAACGCUCUAUUACGGCGCUCCAAAAAACUUCUGCUCAACAAGGCCAGCCAAGAAAGGAAACAAGAAGAGAAGCAGAGUAGAAUAGAACGUUCUGGAAUGAAAAGGCAACACUGUGACCAAGAGAGGAGGAAAAUCUCUCAAGAACUUAACCGAGUGGCGGGUGUUUCUGUGGAAUCAAUCUUUGCUCCAGAGGAAGCAGUCCGCUGGUGGCCAGCGUCCGCUGAAGAAAAGACCUUGAAUCAUGAGCUCGCCAGACGUAUCCGCUUUUUCUCCAACUCCUGGGUCUCGAAGGCAGUGAAGAAACAUGAAGUAGACAUUGAAGUCAAAGUAGACACAGAAGAGAGCAAGUCUUCGGCGGUUCAAACGCUGUUCAACUGCAGCCCAAAUACACCCAGGACAUGUAGUUUGCCACAGCUGUGCUCCUGGUUCAUGCAAACCACAGAAACACAGUCCUUGGCCAUUGUCAAGAAGACAAGCUCUCGCAACCCCUACGAAGUCAUGCACUUCCCCCACUUGCUAAAUAAGCAAGGCGUCAAGCAUCAAAGUCCUCAGGCUGAACGGCUACACAGACACCUCAAGAAGUUCGCCAAGACUUUGCCCAAAAGCACCGUCCAGUUUGAACGAGCUAAAAGGAGAAGGGAGAAGAAAACGAAGGAGCCUCUGGCCAUCCGAAACAUUAAACGACGACUCUUCGUUACCAGGAUGGUGAGCCGAGGACGCCGUAGCCAAUACCAAGCCACACUACUUCGGGCAAGGACACGAUUCUUGUCCCCGCCAGUGAGAAAGAGGUGGGCACAAAAACAAAAACCUUCAUCUAGGUUAAAAUUGAAGGCGUCAAACCGACGAGCAGAAGAAGUCCAAUCCCAGCGAGACCCAAACAUCUCCUGUAACUCCCCGUGUGUACAAUCACUGAAGGAAUGCAGAGUGUUCUUGAAAAAAAUCGACAAAUCCCCCGAGGAGUGGGACUCUUGGCCUCUGAAAGCAAAUUCCAGGAAGUCCGCCUCUGCGUACGUGGACAGAGAGCUGCUCGGAGAUUUUAAAGCUGUGAAAACAAGGAGGGUGAAAGUCAACGGCAGGACUGCAGAUUCCGCACCUGAAUCGCUCCGGAUGCUGGAGAAUAAAACACCUUCGGGGAGGCAGAAGGAAGGUCCUCAUGAUCCACCACCAGCUAAAAGGCUGCGACAAUCGCGGAUGAAGGGCUUAAGUGGACCAAGGUGGCGCGACUUUGUCUUGGGAAACUAGCUGGCCAAUCACCUUCCUUCCUGCCUUCCUUCGUGCCUUUGGAGCCAGCUGAGCACCACCCGGUGGACGUGACGCUCCACCUCCGAUAAAAGACGACACGCUGCACUAUUUUGAUAUGUCCUGCUUUUGUAAGGAGAGACUGGAGUUAACACUUUGUUCCCAACAACACCCGCACUGCUGAAAGUAUGUCACCCAGCAUUAGUUUUGCACCAUCCCAACAGCUACUGUAAGUGACUUCAUUACUGACACGUGUCUCUAGAGCCAUAAUGUGACUUGGAACAAACUGCAUUUACUUGAUAGCAUGUGGGGGGGGGGGGGCAUCUGAAUGUUCUCAACUCCCGUUUCCACGCCUAGUGUCGUAAUGAGCUAUAAAUAGGCGUGGAUGUAGCUAAUGUCUUUUUUUUUUUCUCCAUUCUGCAGUCGCCCGCCUCCAAACCUCACAAUAUUUCAGGUCCCACAAUCAUUUUGAGACAUAAAGCACAGGCCUAAAGUUUGUUUUCUUUAUUUUCAUGACUAUUGACAUUGUAGAUUGUCACAUCAAAACUAUGAAUGAACACAUGUGGAGUUAUGUACUUAUUAACCUCUUAAGGCCCAAGCUGUUCGUUUACAUGCUUUUCUUUAUUUCUCUUUGCUAUUUGGGCUUAUUGGACCCUAAGUAGAAUGAAAACUAAGAAGCAUCUUUUCAUAUGAUGUACUUAGUCCAUAAGUACACAAAUGUGUACUUCAUGUUUAGUGACAUGCUAAUUCUUAUUUUUACACUUUUUCCGCCAAAUUCCAUUGUAUGUUAUACUCUUCUGACACCACCAGAUGGCAGUAUAAGUGUCCACAUAAGUGGCCAUAAGACCCCAAUUCAGUAGUGUACACAAUUUUGGAAGUAAGAGCUAAAAAGGUGCUGUCCACGCAUGUGGCCACUAAGCCUUUAGAGGUAACAAAAAAAAGGUGAAAUAACUGAAAACAUGUUUUAUAUUGUAGUUUCUUCAAAAUAGCCACCCUUUGUGCUGAUUACUGCUUUGCACACUCUUGGCAUUCUCUCCAUGAGCUUCAAGCACACCUGUGAAGUGAAAACCAUUCACCUCUUGAAGCUCAUGGAGAGAAUGCCAAGAGUGUGGCUAUUUUGAAGAAACUUAGAAUAUAAAACAUGUUAUUUCACCUUUUUUAUUGUUAAGUACAUAACUCCACGUGUUCAUUCCUAGUUUUGAUGUGACAAUCUACAAUGUAAAUAGUCAUGAAAUGACUAAACUUGAACUGUAUUUACGAUAGCAUUAAAAGUUUUUUGUUUCUAGCAUCAUGUCCUGUUUUAAAAGCGGUCUUGUAUUUUUGCGGACUGAGUGAGUGAACACUAAGUCUGUGGUUUUAAGUAUCGUGUGUGUGGUCUUGUGGUGGCGGACAAAGAACCUGCUCACUGACUUUGGUGCUAAACUUCUGUCGUGUAUUUUUUUUCCUGUCUUUUUAUACUGCUGCAAGUGUGACGGCUGUUUGGACCAAUAAAAAUGUGGGUUUUUUCA